ACAAGUAUAAAUUGGCACCCCAAAAUCUGGUCCUAGACAACAUAGAAUUUCUUGUUCCACUUUCUCUCUCUAAGUUCUCUUCUUUUUCUUAGUUGGAAGAACCAAACCAAAGCAAUAAUGGGUGUUCUUGAUUACAUUUCAGAAUUUUUCUCAGUGUCCCCAACCACCGGAAAGAAACGCAAACCAAUGCAGACCGUGGAAAUCAAAGUGAAAAUGGACUGUGAUGGCUGUGAAAGAAGAGUUAGGAAUUCCGUUAUUCACAUGAAAGGUGUGAAGCAAGUAGAGGUGAAUAGAAAGCAAAGCAAAGUAACUGUGACAGGUUACGUGGAGAGAAAUAGGGUGUUGAAGAGAGUGCAGAGCACAGGAAAGAGAGCAGAUUUUUGGCCAUAUAUUCCUUACAACUUGGUGGCUUAUCCUUAUGUGGCACAGGCAUAUGACAAGAAGGCACCAUCAGGUUAUGUCAAAAACACACCUCAAGCACUACCUGCUCCAAACUCACUCGAUGAUAAACUCACCUCUCUCUUCAGUGAUGAAAACCCCAAUGCAUGUUCCAUCAUGUAAUGAUAUGUAAUGUACCACAUGGUUUAAUAAUCUUUGUCUUUGCACAUGAAUCAAUUUUGGGGACUAAUGUUGUCAUAACAACAUUUAAUUUUGAAACCGUUUUCUGUGUGUUUAAACGACUAGGCACCAAGUUUUGAUGUCGAGAUAAAAGAAUGUGAGAGGAUUUUAUUUAUUUCUUCAUCGUUAUAACUUAUUAUUAAGCAUUAUACAG
This is a messenger RNA of Cajanus cajan (pigeon pea), 772 nucleotides long. RefSeq names its product heavy metal-associated isoprenylated plant protein 22. The record is from RefSeq and is a predicted model, not a curated record. Gene Ontology annotation, molecular function: metal ion binding. NCBI's taxonomy places the organism in Eukaryota, Viridiplantae, Streptophyta, Magnoliopsida, Fabales, Fabaceae.